Saccostrea cuccullata (small rock oyster) is the source of this 2943-nucleotide messenger RNA. Its product is annotated as zinc finger protein 37-like. Bases 90 to 2783 code for a protein of 897 amino acids. The record is from RefSeq and is a predicted model, not a curated record. The transcript has 8 exons. Lineage: Eukaryota; Metazoa; Mollusca; Bivalvia; Ostreida; Ostreidae. Gene Ontology annotation, biological process: regulation of DNA-templated transcription. Gene Ontology annotation, molecular function: RNA polymerase II cis-regulatory region sequence-specific DNA binding; DNA-binding transcription factor activity, RNA polymerase II-specific.
UUCACUUUCAGUUUGUUCUUGGUCAAAAUUGCAUGCAAUGAUCAGUCAUGUUUUAAUGUUUCAUCAAAUGCCAAGGUCCAGGGAUAAAAAUGGUAAGAUCUAUCUGUAGAACGUGUUGUCAGCGUCUGGAUAAAAAAUCAAGAAGAACAAUAUUUUCUCCCACAUUUGGUGUCUUCCAACAGUUACAUGAGGUGUUGGGUCAAAUUCCACAGGAAGGCGAUGGUCACUCCAGAUAUGUUUGUAGUCCUUGUUACAGGAUUUUACUGAAGUUGUGUAAAAUUGACCAUGACUUGAUACACAAGCUGGAUGAACUGAGGCAGAGAAAGGUUGAGUUGAUAAAAUAUCUCCGUCAAAAUCUGACUUUAGACAAUAUUCAGUUGCCUAGUGAAAGCAUGAAUGUGAGUUCAAGUUUCACCAUCCCUACAGAUUUAACGGUAGUGACUAGCGAAGACAUAUUUAAUAGAGAGGACAGUUCAACGAGAAGUGAGCCUUUUAUACAUUCACCUUCUCCAGGUAAAGCUGAGGGAUGUAUACUGAAUGCAAAUUUCAGUGAUGUUACGGUAAAGUUAGAGCAACAGGAUGAAGAAUAUGAAUACAGCAGUGCAGUUCAAACUGAAGCUGACAGCUUUACUAUCACCAUGGCUGACCCCACAGAAUCGGAUGAGAGCUACAAUCAGCCCACUGUAUCUCAAUGCCCCCCGCAGGUCAGUGGAGGGAGCAAUACUUCCUUCAGCAUGCCCGUGAUCUCCUCCCCUCCUAUUGUGAAUAGGGCACUUCUCAAUGGAGGACGUAAUGUGCUUCAAUCUGCAGUAGUACCCACCGACAAACAGAUUGUGUUAGUGGAUAACAUGGCAGUGCCAGCUUCCACAGGUACUACCAUCAAACAGGAAGUGAAUGAAGCAUGCUUAAAACUUUCUGAAGAUGGGGAGGAGUCAUUAUUUCUGUCAGUAAAUGUGGAGAAGAAAUUAUGUAGCUAUGUGGGAUCAGACAUGGGACGACAAUUUCUAAGCAAGCGGACAGAUAUCAAGAAACAGUUUUUCAAGUUUUGUCAAGAUAUAUAUAAUGCGGAGAAAGGAUACAAAACCAAUGAAACAGCAAUGUAUGAUGAGGCAACGCAAGAAAACCCAGAACCCAAGCAAGAUGCAAAUCAAGGUAAUAUCCGUCAACAAAAAGGUCCACUUGGCACUCAACAACCAGAAGCAGGAAAGGGCAGGGAAACUGUACCUAUGACAGGGAACCAGCUUUAUUCUAUAGCACAUCCUUCAUCUGAAACACAGGUACCUUAUUCUCCACCAGCUGCUAAAACAAAGGAAAAACAAAAAAGAAAAAUAACUCCAGCAGAUAGUUCUGAUGAUGAACCUCUGGAAAAGAAGCCAUCACCUUCAGGUGUAGAUAAGCCAUUCAGAAAGAACACCAAAAUGUUAAAUAGAGGAACAGCCAAGUCAAUGUCUGUGACAUUACAACACACACAAGAAGAUAGAUCUGACUGUGGUUCAAACCUCGUAAUUAUAGACAUGUCAUCACAUGCCUCUGCACUGACACAACAAUCCAGAAAGAUUCACAAAACUGGGAAUAAAGGCUCCACUGUGAAAAAAUCCUCUAGUUCUGGAGAAAAUCUGAAGAAGGUUGUGAAGAAUUCCUUGCGAGAGAAAUCAGCCACAUUCAUAACCAAGAAAGCUAGAAAAAUGGUGAAAAGAACCAAAAAGAAACCUGUAAAACACAGUAAAAACAGCUUUCAAGAAAUUAAAGAAAAAUCUGAGUCUCCCCCAGAUCCACAAAAAAACACUGCAUCAACUCAAAAACCCUGCAGCUUCAGACAGCAAACAGAGAAAAAGAGAUUUGGAGAUGAUCCUACUGAAGAUUUGGGAAAAGAUCUGAGGGCCGGGACAAAAUGGGAGGGAGAGGAAAAGGAUAAUAACAAGGCUGUUAUUUGUCAAGGCAACUCACUUCACCAGUGUGACGUUUGUAAAGAUGUUUUCCUCCAAAGGCAAGAUCUUCUAGAUCAUGUGACAACACAUACUAAAACAUUACCUUAUAUCUGCAUAGAGUGUGGAAAAGGAUUCGAAAAGAAAUGGAAGCUGGAUCUACAUACAAUGUCCCAUUUGUCUCACCAUCCCUUCCAGUGUGAUGUUUGUGGAAUGUCCUUCAAAAUGGAGGCAAUCUUGCGUACUCAUCAAAAGCAACAUAAAGAACUAGAACCUUUCAAGUGUAACCACUGCCCUCUUAAAUUCAAAUCAAAAGAAGAAUCCAGAAAUCACAUGCAGCAAGAGCAUAAAAUGUCAGAAAAACAUGAAAUCAUGAAACUAAGAGUUUAUAAAUGUGAGUAUUGUAACAACUUGUUUUACUCAAAGGACAGUUACUUGGAACAUGUUCAGAUUCAUAGUAAAGAAGAGAGUCCCCUUGUCUUCUGUGAUACAUGUGGGAGGUCGUUCACAAAUCUAGCCACACUUAACGUCCACAAAAAGACCCAUCUGGACAAACGACUUCACUGUGACAUAUGCAACUUUUUCUUUAAAGAUGCCCACCAACUGUCAAAACACUUUCAGACAAUGAAUCACAAACUGAAGGUUGAGCAGAUCAACCACAUCAAGCACUUGGAGGAAACAAGAGACACAGUGAAUGAAGCAGAGGAAACAGGGGUUGUAGACAGUGUCUCUAUGUUAUUGGAGGAGAUAGACAAAGGGUCCCUCAAAGAGAUGCCAGAGAAAACACAACUCCAUCUCGGUGAUGGAGUAGCGGAGAAAACAGCUGAUGAUACCAUAGAGGAUGAUAGGCUCCAAUAGGGGGAAAAUAGUGGAACUGAGGGGCCUCUUUAAGUUAUAUACAGACAUUUGAGACACUGGCACUUAAAUUUGUGUUCCUCAGUGGUUCACCUGGGAAGCCAUUUCCAAAACUUUUGUGUAAAGUUUUGCAGAGUGCCGUAUUAUCCAACUAAAUCAAAGA